AUGAAACUUGUCAUAUGCCUCGCACUCGUCGCCGUCGGAACUACGAUCACCUACGGACAAGCUCCGGAGUUUUCGGACAAGAUUCCUGACGGAAUCGUUGGCGGAGUCCUGGGACUUUCGGGUGAAUCUGUUGGAGAGUCAAUCACGCUGGACAAACCACGAUCUCCCGAAUACUUCUCGAUCGGCUACUCCCAUAAUUACUACCUGCGACGCCCGUAG
Peronospora matthiolae is the source of this 219-nucleotide messenger RNA. NCBI's taxonomy places the organism in Eukaryota, Oomycota, Peronosporomycetes, Peronosporales, Peronosporaceae. The record is from the annotation of a GenBank genome assembly.